Tripterygium wilfordii is the source of this 2314-nucleotide messenger RNA. RefSeq names its product protein SET DOMAIN GROUP 41. Bases 106 to 2202 code for a protein of 698 amino acids. Lineage: Eukaryota; Viridiplantae; Streptophyta; Magnoliopsida; Celastrales; Celastraceae. The transcript has 6 exons. Gene Ontology annotation, molecular function: protein binding. The record is from RefSeq and is a predicted model, not a curated record.
UGAAAUUGCUCGAAUCUUUCCCUUUCCCAACCCGGCUCGAUUACCCGAUGCUCGGAGAUGGACGUUCUUGUUUCUGCAUAGCACUCGCGAUUGGAGGAGACGGAGAUGGAGAUGGAGAUGGAGAUGGAGAUGAGGGCGAGCGAAGACACAGAGAUGGGACGAGACAUAACCCCACCACUCCCUCCCAUAGCAUACUCUCUCCACAACUCCUUCCUUCUCUCUCACUGUUCCUCCUGCUUCUCGCCCCUCUCCUCCUCCCUCCGAUACCCUCCUCUUCUCCCUAACCCUUCCUCCACCCACCAUGUCUUCUACUGCUCUCCACAAUGCUCCUCUUCCGACUCCCCUCUCCACUUCUCCACCGCCGAAUUCCACCUCCUCCACUCCCCUUCCAUCCCCGACGACGACUCCGCCGACCUCCGCGUAGCCCUCCGCCUCCUCCUCUCCCUCCCCGACUCAGCAACACAAAUUGAUCGAGUCGCCGGCUUGUUGACUAACCGCCACAAACUUUCCUCCUCCGGGAACACCGAGAUUUUGACCAGAAUUCGUGAUGGAGCGAGGGAAAUGGCUGCCGCUAGACGGGCUCGAUGUGGCGUGACUGAGGACGAUGAAGACGAUGUCGUUUUGGAGGAGGCCGCGCUCUGCUUGGUUAUUACGAAUGCUGUGGAGGUGCAGGAUGCUGAUGGGCGGGCCAUAGGAAUUUCUGUGUAUGACACGGCGUUCUCUUGGAUAAAUCACAACUGUUCUCCCAAUGCUUGUUACCGGUUUCUCCUCAAUUUUACCAAUACUGAAUCCUCUUCUUCGGGGGAGUCUGUGCUUCGUAUUGUUCCAGCUGCCAAUCAAGGUGAUACAAGUGUCUGUACCCAUAAUCAAUCGAAAAAAGGCUGCAAGAAUUAUGGUCCGAAAAUCAUUGUUAGAAGCAUUAGGAGGAUUAAGAAAGGCGAGGAGGUGACUAUUGCAUACACUGACUUGUUGCAACCCAAGGCAGUGAGGCAAUCAGAAUUGUGGUCAAAGUAUCAGUUUAUUUGUUGCUGUAAGCGAUGUGAUGCAUCACCUCCAACCUAUGUUGAUCUGAGGUUGCAGUUCCCUCAAGAUCUGAACAAGUGGCGAAAAGGGAAUGAACAAGCACAGAGUGAAGUUGGGGGUUUCAAUUUUAACUCUAAUUGGCUGCACUACUUGCUCUUUCCAUGCCCAUUUCUUCUGGAAAUUUUUGUUUCCAAACUGGACUCUUCAAUCUUAGGCUGCUGUGUUUAUAUCGAGAAGGCAACUGAUAAUUUAACCGAUUAUAUAGAGCAAGUUGUUAAUGAUUAUCUAUCAGUUGGUGAUCCUGAAUCUUGCUGCAAGAGGCUUGAGAACGUUCUUAAUCAAGGAUUUUUUUAUGAGCAGUUAGAAACCAGGAAAGAAAAUUCCCCAUUGAAUUUCAAUGUCAGGUUGCAUCCUCUGCACCAUCUCUCUCUUAGCAGCAUAUACAUGACACUAGCUUCUGCAUAUAAAAUCCGUGCUAGUGACUUGUAUGCUCUCCAUACAGAAUUGGAUAAACGUCUGCGCAAAGCUUUUGCCAUGAUCAGGACUAGUGCAGCAUACUCAUUGUUGCUUGCUGGUGCAACUCACCAUCUAUAUUGCUUCGACUCUUCUCUGAUUGCGUCAGUGGCAAAUUUCUGGACCAGUGCCGGGGAGUCCCUGGUAAAUCUUGCUAGAAGCUCACUGUGGGAUUUGUUUGAAACUUCAGAGUUGCCGAUUUCAGAUGUUUCUUCUGUUGUGAAACAUGGGUGCCCUAAAUGCUCUUUGGUGAACACAUUUGAUGCCAAUUUAUCUCAUAUUCAAGCAUUGCUUGCAGAUUUUGAAAACAUAUGUAACAAGUUUCUUGAUUGCAUCACCAAUCUCACCCAAAAAGUUUGGAGUUUUCUUAUUCGGGGUUGUCAUUAUUUGAAUGUUGUCAAAGAUCCCAUUGAUUUCAGCUGGCUUGAAUCUUCUAAUGCCCUGGACAUGGAGGCUUGGUUAGGUGGUAGUAUUGGCACUGAUGAAAGCAGUUGCAUGAUGGUUGAAGCACUGUGUCAUGAUCAUCAAAGGAGGAACAUCUUUCUGCUUGGUGUUCAUUGCUUAUUGUAUGGUGGGUUUUUAGUAAGUGUAUGUUAUGGCCAGCAUUCUCAUUUGAUUCAUCACAUUAGUACUGUUUUGUGCCCUGUGGAGCAUGUCAUCGAAUGAAUGAUUUCAUGAAACAAAGUGUUUUCUUCUCUCCCUCGUGGUUGCAGGGCUUGAUGGUGACUUCUUACUUCUUAGAGUUGCAGUAUCAAUUAUUUAGUUCAAUCACAAAUUU